Antrostomus carolinensis (chuck-will's-widow) is the source of this 900-nucleotide messenger RNA. It is a transcript of the gene GMDS, whose product is annotated as GDP-mannose 4,6-dehydratase. Gene Ontology annotation, molecular function: GDP-mannose 4,6-dehydratase activity. NCBI's taxonomy places the organism in Eukaryota, Metazoa, Chordata, Aves, Caprimulgiformes, Caprimulgidae. The record is from RefSeq and is a predicted model, not a curated record. The coding region runs from base 1 to 900 and encodes 299 amino acids. The transcript is spliced from 8 exons. Gene Ontology annotation, biological process: 'de novo' GDP-L-fucose biosynthetic process.
AUGGCACCUUGUAACGGGGUGGCUGCCCACGUGCCCGUUCCAAACCCCCCCUUCCUCCUGCCCGUGCUCCCGCCGGCAGCACCAGCUGCUUCGGAGACGGACAGACCGCCACGAGAGAGGCAGAAGGAUCCCCCGGCCUCGCCAACGCGUGGUGGACAGAGCAACCAAGGAGAAUGGGGAAGUUUACUUCCCUCUGAUCCAUCUCUGCCAAAUCCUGGAGGAAUUACUAAUGAAAAAGAUGGCAACUACAUUAAAGUUGGUCAGACGGGCAAAAUUAUUGGUGCCUUCAGAAGGCUCAUGGAAGAAGCGCGUGUGAAAGGGAGACGCAAGUGUGACACGGUGCUACAGAGGCAUGAUGGAUCGUACUUGGCUGAGUUUCUGCUGGAAAAAAGCUAUGAGGUGCAUGGCAUUGUUCGUCGGUCUAGUUCUUUUAAUACAGGCCGGAUCGAACAUCUCUAUAAGAACCCACAGGCUCACAUUGAAGGAAACAUGAAGCUGCACUAUGGUGAUCUCACGGACAGCACCUGCCUGGUGAAGAUCAUUAAUGAAGUCAAACCCACGGAGAUAUACAACCUGGGAGCUCAGAGCCAUGUCAAGAUUUCUUUUGACCUAGCAGAAUAUACUGCUGACGUUGAUGGGGUUGGCACUUUACGACUCCUAGAUGCUAUUAAGACCUGUGGCCUUAUCAACUCUGUGAAGUUCUACCAAGCCUCCACCAGUGAACUAUUUGGAAAAGUGCAAGAAAUCCCGCAAAAGGAGACCACCCCUUUUUACCCAAGAUCGCCUUACGGGGCAGCAAAACUGUAUGCCUACUGGAUUGUGGUGAACUUCAGAGAGGCCUACAAUCUCUUUGCUGUGAAUGGCAUCCUCUUCAAUCAUGAAAGCCCCAGGAGAGGUUAG